AGGUACACCUUUCCUUAUAAAGAGGCCCCGAUACGGCAUCAGGGUUUUAUUGUAAAUCACCCGAAGCUUUUUGUCUCCAAUCUAUUAAUUUUCUCUCUUUAGUUUUCGCCGCUUCUUUGUCUCUCUCGAAAUCAACAUGCCUCGCAGAAGCUCCGGUGGAAGGUCAGCUCGUGCACCUGCUCGUGCUCCACCACCAGCACCAGUUAACCGAUCACCCCCUCCUGCCCCUGUUCAGUCUAGCGGUGGUGGAUCGAUGCUUGGAGGCAUUGGUUCAACCAUAGCUCAAGGCUUGGCUUUUGGUACUGGAAGUGCUGUUGCUCACAGAGCUGUGGAUUCUAUCAUGGGUCCUCGCACAAUUCAACAUGAGACUGUUGGUGCUGCUGUUCCAGAUGCCUCUGCUACAAACACCUCUGUCUCUGAUGCUUGUGGAAUGCACUCCAAGGCAUUCACAGAUUGCAUUAACAGCUCUGGUAGUGACAUCAGCAAGUGCCAGUUUUACAUGGAUAUGCUGGCGGAGUGCAGGAGGAGCUCAGGUCUUACAGCUUAAGUAGUAAGCUGUCUGUCUUGAUUGAAUUUGAUCUGGUCAUUUGGUGGCUAUGGUUUUAAUUUGAUUGUUUGCUGGUUUUAUGAGAAAUAUGAACUAAAGAACUCUUUGCUGGCCAAUAAAUGAUGUGGAUGUCUGGUGAUAUGAUCAUCAUGUUUUUUGGAUGUCUUUUUUCUAUAAAACAAAACAUAUUAAUUUAUUUCAUUUCAUUGAUA
Molecule: messenger RNA, 759 nt
Organism: Lactuca sativa (garden lettuce)
Lineage: Eukaryota; Viridiplantae; Streptophyta; Magnoliopsida; Asterales; Asteraceae
Biological process (GO): mitochondrion organization
Cellular component (GO): nucleus; mitochondrion
Source: RefSeq, a predicted model, not a curated record